Molecule: messenger RNA, 1133 nt
Organism: Drosophila arizonae
Lineage: Eukaryota; Metazoa; Arthropoda; Insecta; Diptera; Drosophilidae
Gene: Pex19
Product: peroxisomal biogenesis factor 19
Biological process (GO): protein import into peroxisome membrane
Cellular component (GO): peroxisomal membrane; peroxisome
Source: RefSeq, a predicted model, not a curated record
ACUCACACGUACACACAUACUCACACCUUGUGUCAAGCCAAAACAAGUGUUACAUCGUUUUUCUCAUAAUUAAAUCAUAUAUAUCAAACAAAUUAAAUAAAAUGUCCGAUCAAAAACCAAACAAUGAUGGUGAUGAGCUAAAUGAUUUGCUAGACAAUGCACUGCAAGACUUUGACAAAAGCAAAAGUGGAGCCAAGCCGGAAAAGACGGCGGGCACGACAGAUGGGACAGGGAAUGCUACUAGCGAAGCCAACGAAGAUCCCGAUGCGUUUUUCAUCGAACAGGCGAAAAUCUUGGCGGAUCGAAUGAACACACUUUUCGGAGGUCCGGACACGCCCAGUGGCGAUAUUCCACCAAUGCCACAGGAUCCAGAGCAAAUAAUGGCCGGCUUCAAGAAAAUGGCAGAAGCUGCCGCCCUCACGCUGAGUGGGGAGAAUACUGCCAACGACGACGAGGUGUCCAAGUAUUCCGAUAGCAUUUCCCAAGCUCUCAAAGGUCUUCAAGAGGGCACAGAAAAUCUAGCUGCACCCGCGUCCGAGAAUGACAUUGCCAGCAUGUUUGGAUCCUUGAAUCUAGAUGGCGGCGAAAGUGAUAGUAAUAGUUUCCUGCCUUUUAUGGAGGGCAUGAUGCAGAGCUUGCUCUCUGCUGAGAUCCUACUGCCUAGCAUUAAGGAGCUCCUGGAGAAGUAUCCCAAGUAUUUGGAGGAAAAUGACGCCAAGCUCUCAGCGGAGGAUAAAGAAAGGUACCAAAAGCAGAUGGAGCUGUACAAAGUGAUUGAGGGCCAUUUGCAGAGCGAAAAGCCCGAUGAUACACCCUCCGUCAAACGCGAGAAAUUCCGGGUGGUGCUGGAUGAUAUGCGCAAGCUGCAGGAUUAUGGACAACCUCCAGCAGAGAUAUUGGCCGAGACUGGUGGAGAUUUGCCAUUGAUUGAUCCGACAGUAGCUGGCGGUAUACCAAACCCCCAAUGCCCGACAAUGUAAAUGUUUGUCUGGGUCACCUCGGGCUUUUCUCUUUUUUGGUGUUGUGUCGUUCCUCGUGGAGUGCCAAGUUGUUGAAUGUUGCACAUUUAGCAUUAGGACAGCAGUUAUUUUAUACAUUUAAACGACAUCACGUGAUGGUUAUUAUAUCUUUUG